This is a messenger RNA of Paramecium pentaurelia, 1145 nucleotides long. NCBI's taxonomy places the organism in Eukaryota, Ciliophora, Oligohymenophorea, Peniculida, Parameciidae. The record is from the annotation of a GenBank genome assembly.
AAUGAGAACAGGAAUCUUGGUUUGUUUAGUAUUAAGUGUAUUGAGUGUUGAACUAAAUAUGGAAAGACACUAAGAAGAAGUUAUGAGUAAAUUAAAAGAAUCUAAAUGGGCUUCUUUUAUUUUGGAGUUUGCAGAAGUAGAAUUGGGAAGUGGUGGUGCUUUGACAGAAUUAGUUGAAGCCAUCAAUUAAUUAAUUGAUUAAUUAGAAGAAGAAUUAGAUGACAUUCAUCAAGCUUAUUCCAGAAGAACAGAUGAACACAAUAGAGAUGUAACAAGAUAUGAAUAAGAAAUCUAAGAUGCUGAUAGAGGUUAUCUCUUUUUAAAUAUAAUUAGAUAUAUUCAAUGGUGAAGAUUUCAUUGAUAAUGUUCUUAUUCCAUAAAAAUAAAGAUUCUAAGAUGCUUUAGCUUAAUUAAAAAUCAAUAUUGAAGAAAAUAGAAGAAUACUUGAUUAAGAAACAGUUAAUAGAAAGAAAUAACAUGAAUAAUUCUUAUCUAAUAUUGCUGAAAUCAAUGAAGCUAUUGGUGCUGUUGAUGAAUCUUUAGGACUCUUAUCUUAGAUUGCUAAUCCAUCACUUGUUUAAUUCAAGAGAGUUUAAUCGAACUUGGGAAGAAUCUAAACAUCCUUCUAAAAUCAUUCUUCAUUUGCUCCUAUCAUUAAAGCUUUACUUGAAUUAGCAACUGAAUAAAAUUUUGCUGAUUAAGGAUCAGUCUAAUAAUUGGUUAAGAUUUUCAAUGAAUUAAGAGUUCAAUUUGUUGACACAUUAAAUCAAGAAACUGCUGAUGAAAGUGCUGCUGAAUCUAAAUUCACUGAAAGAGUUGCUUAAUUAGAAAAAGAAUUUGCAGAAUUCUAAAGAGCAGUUCUUAUUAAAAAUUCUGAAAUUGCUGCUAAUGAAUGUAUAUAUAUUUAUUUUAUAUAAUAGAAAAAUUAGGAGAAACCAUUGUAUAUGUUGGAUAAAGAAAAGAUGAUAGAGCUACUCUUUAAGCUUAAUUAUAAGCUGAAAAUGAUAAUUAUGCUUCAGAAACUGAUCUUUACAAUAGAACUGUUACUGAAUAUAACAAAGAAAUUGAAAUCAGUAAAUAAGCUCUUGGUUUAUUAACACAACCAAGCUUUGAAUAAUAUGUUAAAUCAAAAGUAGGAAUUUGAU